AUGGUUCGGCGCCAAAUGCCGCCGCGCGCCUGCAAGAGCAAGAGCCAGAGCGCCGCCAGGCCCAGUCUUAGUCCCAGCCGCCUGGCCAAGAAGCCCAGCCUGACGCCGACCACCGGUUCUCAGGCGCCAUCGCAGACCAUCGCAAAGUCGAGGCCCACCGGUCUCGAGACGAUUUUUGAACGGCCCGGCAAUGAGGACGACGGGCCCACCAGCAGCCAUGCCGUGGCAUUCGGCGAGUGCCAGCGCCGCGUCCUCGCCCUGGGUACGGGCGAAAAAAAAAGAACCCUGUCGCAGAAGAGCUGCCUGAAGGUGCGCAACACCUUGGGCGAACGCAGCACCCGGCACAUGAUGACACUGCGGGCGUCCCGCACUACUUUGGACAGCGUAAUGCUCGGGGGCUCGGACGAUGAAGGCGAGUCGGUCGGAGUCGCUCCCGCAGUCGCUCCCGUAGCUGCUCCCGAAGUCGUUCCCGCUGGAGGAAAUGCCGGUACAAAUCAGCCGGCACCAUUCGUGCUGCGCACCAGCAGGAGGCUCAAGAGUCUGCCUCCGUUUUAG
Messenger RNA from Drosophila miranda, 555 nucleotides. RefSeq names its product protein tantalus-like. NCBI's taxonomy places the organism in Eukaryota, Metazoa, Arthropoda, Insecta, Diptera, Drosophilidae. The record is from RefSeq and is a predicted model, not a curated record. Bases 1 to 555 code for a protein of 184 amino acids. The transcript has a single exon.